Molecule: messenger RNA, 1095 nt
Organism: Cylindrotheca closterium
Lineage: Eukaryota; Bacillariophyta; Bacillariophyceae; Bacillariales; Bacillariaceae
Source: the annotation of a GenBank genome assembly
AUGUACUGUCGCCAGUUAAGCAACUUAAAUAACCAACCCCAUUUUGAACUUUCUUCAAACAAACAGAAUGGAUAUGCUGGACUUGAGAUGACCUCCAAGAUGGCAACCGUUCAAAAGAACAAGGAAGAAUUCACUCCAAGACAAGUCAAGGCUGCGAUGGAAGCGAGAAGUGCAAUGCACAUACUCAAUGCUCCAAGCACCAAAAGUCUGAAGUAUGCAAUCCGAUCUGGUCUCAUCAAGAACUGUCCUAUCACCAAGGAAGCGAUCAAUCAUGCCAAAGCAAUCUUUGGACCUGAUGCCUCUACAUUGAAAGGCAAGUCAACAAGACCAACUCCAAAGAAGACGUACAACGACUUCUUCAGUCCACCAGAGGAAUUAUAUCAGCACAAUCGAUCUAUUACCGUCUGUAUUGAUCACAUGGAGAUCAAGAAUGCUAAGUUUCUCACCUGCAUUGAUACCACUGUGCGUUAUCGCUCAUGUAUUCCCGUGCAGAACCUGAAGACUGACCCUGUAUUUGAAGCAUUGGAUAAGAUAUUCCGCCGCUAUAACAAGGCAGGCUUUCAAGUCAAGAUCAUCAAGUGUGAUUGGGUGUUCAUUCCUCUCAUGGAUGAUAUGCUAGACGAUAUGGGUGUUACUAUUGACCCGACUGCAGCUGGAGACCAUGAGCCUACCGCUGAGCGAAACAAUAGGACGCUGAAAGAAAGAGUCAGAGUAGCUCUUGCACAAUUACCCUACAAAGUGGUCCCAAAAGUGAUCACUGAAUGUCUUGGACGUCCAGCCGCCGAGCUAUUGAAUGUCUUUCCCCAGAAAGACAGUAUCUCAUCACAUUUCAGUCCGCAGCAACUCAUUGAUAAUGUCAAUAUCAACUACAAGAGUGGCAUGGUUGCUGAACUUGGACAAUAUGUUCAUGCAAUUGGGACGGAUUCCAACAAUUCGAUGGAACCCCAAAGUAUCGAAGCGAUUUGCAUUGAACCUAUAAAGGGACAAUGUACUGGGCACCAAGUGCUCAACCUCAAUACUAAGAAGAUGAUUUCCCGACCCAAGGUUGUUGUACUACCCGCUACCGACCAAGUAAUCCAGCGUGUUGAAGCUUAG